GCCAAGAUAAACUAUAAUGGCGGACACCGAACGGUGUUUGCAGUGGAGUAGUGACGCUUAUGCAUACAGCAUUGAAGUUAUUCACUGAAAAAUGUAAAUAGUUUCAGAUAUUAAUUACAAAGCAGAUUACUGAUAAACAAAGAUGGCAGAUAUAAGAGGAGAAUCUAGGACAAGCUACCUCAGUCAAUCUCAGUAUUCAGAAUCUACAGUGAUUAACCAAGAUCUGGGAGAUCCUGAUAUCUUUCAGACAGAUAGAGAUGGGACACCAAAGACACCAACACAACAAACCAAAGUGGUAACAUUCGCUCCAGGACAUAGUUUAGCCAAGGCAAAAACAAUAGAAGAAUUAACUCUUGAAUCUUCAUCUCAGAAAAGAAGUGGAAAAGCUGCUGAUCUCAUGGCUCGAUUGGUAGAUAAGCCAGAAAAUUCUCAAGUUUUGCGAAUGGUUAGAGGAUUGCCACUUAAACCAGUGGCUUAUCAAGGACUUUCACAGAGUCCUGGUAUACCACGUCCACCCUCUGGUAAAACUGACCAAAUGCCAUCAAGCUUUAGAACCACUAUGUUUAAAAGAGAUUAUGAGAAAAGACAACAUCAGAUUAAAGCAAAAACCCAGCAAGGGGAUGAUAAAACAGUACUAACUGUAGGCAUGCUUCACAAGCCACAGCCUAAACCAGCGCCAGCAACUCCCAUGACAAUGUAUGAUGGUGAUGAUGACAAAGAGUUAGAGGAAAUAGAAGUGUUAGCAGAGUUAGCAGAGAUAAUGGGACCUGGAACGGAACCCAGUACUAAUGGUGCUAAGUCAAUUAGUCCACACUCUUCUCAGCAGUUAGAAUCAGGUAUGGAUGAAGUAUCAAAACCAUCAUCAACAGAUCUACCUGUCAGUGUAGAUAGGUCACCGACAAAAUCACCAUAUUCUGUAGCAAAAGAUGAGGAUGAUGAUGAAAUCCUGAACAAAGACUUUCCUGAUGAAAUCCCUAUAAUUGAUACUCGACCCUUGAAAGGGAGGCCACUCUCCAGUAACAGUUCUUCAGCACGUUCUAACAGAAUAGACUCAGCAAAGAAAAAGGAAUCCAAUGUUGUAUUGAAUUACUUGAGGAAGAACAGAUAUGAUGAUAGUGUACCAGAGAAUGAUGAUGUCAUGUACAAUGUAGAGAAAUUAAGAAGUAAUUUAGGAUGGACUACAGAAUUACCAAGACAUGGUCCUGAUUGUAGGAAGGCAAUGGAAACUAUAUCAGAUAUACCAAAGCUAAAUCCUCAGGCACAGAAAAAUGUUAAGGAAGAUGAUGGAGAAUUUUUGUAUUGCUUACCAAAGAAUAGGAAGAAUAAGAGAUCUCGCUACAUGCCGUAUGAUUUACAGAUUGUUUCUGCUAAUGAAGCCAGAAGUCAACCAAUCUACUGGACAAUCAGUGCAUCCUAUAUAACCAGGUGUACUCAGGGACCAAAUGGUCAGGAAUUGUCAACCAACACCCCUGUGUUAUGGUGGUUGUGGGAACGAAGAUUAUUUUACAUGAUACAUGAACUACCUGUAUUUGUUCAAUUUAGGAAAUGGAAGACAUUUAAACAGUGGAAGAGAAAUGUUCGUAUGCAGAAAAAAUCUGGAAGCAAAAAUACAAUGUACAAGCAGUUGUUUGUAGCCAAUGAGGUACUCCAGGGAUGUCUGAUACAUGUGAGGAGUUUACUAGAGGCUGCCAGUGGUAGUAGAGAUGGUAUAGGAGAGAAAGAUAAUGCUAUUAUUCUGAUUGUUGUGGAUAGGUCUGCCACAUUGACCUUGGAUGAAUUCAAGGACAUCCAGGUGGUACAGGCUGAGAAAGCUUUGGGACAGUUGAAUGCUUUGAGAAAUAAGAUAAUUGACAUUGUCUGGGAGUCAUGUGCAACGGUUGCAGAAAUGGAAGGAAUCACACAUGGUAUAAGACCAGAGGGUACAAAGAAAGUUCAUAUACAGGCACCUCCAAAAGAAGAAGUCAAGAAGUUAGAUAGUAAAGCUAAACUACAGAAGAAAUUUGGUAUCAAGACUUUGGAAGAAAAGAAAAAGGAAGAAAAAAGUUCAAAGCCCCUUUAUGCUCAGAUUGCUGAAUGGAGGAAGAUUUUAGCCAGGUUGGCUGCUUUCCUGAAGUCUAUUGAUUACCUGAUAUUAGAAAUGUUACGGCGACUCGUAGUGACUGCUAUGAGGUUACUACUGGAACAUCUGUCAACAUCAUAUUAUGUCACAGAUGAAGAUGAAGAAAAGGCAUCCACAUAUGUUCCAUCUGAGGAUGGUAGUUCAUCUGAUGAUGAUGAUGUUCCGGUCAAAAAGAAAAAGGAUUCAGAUAUGGGAACACAGUCAGGAAGAAGUAGUGUUUAUAUGGCCAGUAGACCUGAAUCAAGGGCCAGUGGUAUUGGGAAACCAGGACAGGUACAAAAGAAAGAAGGCUAUGUUAUUCCACAGUUUGAUUUUGAUCAGCCAGAAUUGUUUGAUGGUCCUCCUGAUAUUAAUGAGGUACUGGAAGAAAUCAAACAAAAAGAUGUUGUAGAAGAAAUAGCAGCAGCAGUAUUUAAUGUACAGCUAGUGUUGAAUACCCCUAAAGAAAGAACUGCCCUAUCAGGUGGUAGUAGACAUUCAUCAUCUCCAGGAUCCUCUAGGAGGAAGACCCUGGAGAGAACUGAAUUAGGAUCAGGAAAGAAGGUGGUCAAGUUCACUGAUGAACAACAAUCAGCAACAGAUACAGAGAACUCUGACUCAGAAUCUGAUUAUUAUUCGGAUGAAGAAACUGAUGGAGAGAGAGAAGACCACAGAGAAUCUAAAGAAGGAGAAGAUGAUGAUGAGGAUGAAGAAAAGAAGGGAGACAAACAGUUAACUUAUGCUUACACAGAGAGAAGGAAACCAACGCUACCAAGCAAAUCAGUUGUUGACAUAUCACCAAAUCAGGAACAAUUCAAACAGGGUAUAGAUGAAAUAGUAGCUGGGUUUAGGAGAACCAUUGUUCAAGUUGUUUCCAUGUUACGAGAACCAAGACUAAAAGUUUUCUACUCAGCACCAAUACAGGAUCUGAAGUUGAACUUUGAUGUAGAGGAGGAGGAGGAGAGACGAGAAUAUGAACGACCUUGGCCUGACCUUCAGUUUAUCUUUAGUGACGACUAUGAAUACAAUAACUUAUUGGAGGAAUUACAUAAAUACAUAGAAAUGGAGAUGAACCUUGUCAAACAGUAUGCUAAAGAGUUUGAUCAGUACUGUCUGAUGGUAGAUGAUGCCAGGAAGUUGAAUGUAGAAGAAUCAAUGGCCUAUAAGCCUUGGUCAACAGAUCAGUUUAGUGGUGUUUUAGCUAAACAUACUGGUGAAAUUGGUAAAAUGAAAGCAAUGACGAUCAGAAAGAGAGUACAUAUGAUACAGGUUCUAAGUAAGAACUACCGUGAGACCUGUCUACCUUAUCCUACCAACAUUGUGGAUACAGUACACAUCAAACUCCCACUUAUUGCCAAUAAAAGGAAUGAGGACUUACUUACUAUCAUCAAGGGUGCAGCAAGGAAAUUGGACAACUAUCCUAAAUCUGUUGAACAGUUUGUAGAGCAUUUGACCUUUUUGUCAAAGAUUAGUUCAGAGUUACCUGCCCUUGAGAAUGAGUUUCUACUUGUGAACAAGUUAUUCACGAUAGCUAAGGAUUAUUUAGUUAACAUUUUACCAGAAGAAAUGGCUUUAUACCAGACAUUAGCUCCAAGUUUUCAGGGAUUGAAGAAUACCAUCCUGUAUAAUGAAGCUAAGAAGGAUGAGAAUAUUCGUAAGUUCAGUCGAGACCUAGACACCUUGAUACAACAGAUUCGUUCAGAGCUGAAUAAAAAGAAAGAAGAGGUGAAGAAUCCUGACCUUUUAAGUAUAGACACAGAUCCUGGCAGAGCUAUAAAUACUAUAGAAGUAGCCCAGGAGGAUGUACAAUCACUGUCUAAGCGUAUACAUAGUUAUGUCACAUACCAAGAGAGAUUUGGUAGCUCACUUGCUAACUCUAAGAAGAACAUGUUUGGAGAAGAAUACCUGCUAAUGGACAGAUCAGAUGACAGCAGUGCCAAGGAGAUACAAGCAGCUUUACCAGAGGUAGAGAGGGAUCUAACAUUGAGAAAAGCACUAUGGACUUCAACAAUGGAAUGGAACAAGCUAGAGAAACAAUGGAUUAAUACAUUAUUUGAUGCAUUACAAGUAGAAAGUCUACAGAAAAAUGUCAGCAAGUUUACACAAACAGUGUACAUGUUAGAAAAAGGAUUACCACACAAUGAGGUUGUCCCUCAUCUGAAGGAGAAAGUAAUGGAAUUUAAACAGAGUAUGCCAAUCAUUACCAGCUUGAGAAACCCAUCACUGAAACAGCGUCAUUGGGAUGAAAUAGAGAGAAUGAUAGGAAAAUCUAUUGUAAAAGACAAGACAUUUACACUGGGAAACUUGAUAGAAAUGAAGAUAAUAAAACUGAAAGAUAAGAUUCAGGACAUAUCUACAACAGCCAGCAAUGAAGAAACACUAGAGAAGAUGUUAGACAAGAUCAUUCAAUUAUGGCAAAAAACAGACUUCCGUACUGUACCACAGCCAAGUAGAGACACCUAUAUUAUUGGAGGUGCUGAUGACAUCAUGGCACAGUUAGAGGAAAGUGCAGUUACUAUUGGUACAAUCAGAGGAUCCAGAUAUGUAUCACCCAUUAAGGGUCAAGUGGAAGAAUGGGAAAGAAAGUUGUUGGUAUUUGGACGUACCUUAGAUGAAUGGUUGUCCUGUCAGCGAACAUGGUUAUAUAUUGAGAAGAUAUUCCGUGCUCCUGAUAUACAGAGACAAUUAAAAGGAGAAUUUAAGAUGUUCAUGCAAGUAGACAGAGCGUGGAAAGAUUUAAUGAGGAGAGUAGAGGAUCGACCCAAUGCUAUAAAGUCAGCUCUUACGCCUGGAACACUAGAGACGCUACAACAAAAUAACUUAACACUCAAUAUUAUACAGAAAAAUCUAGAGGAUCAUCUUGAGACGAAGAGAUUUGCCUUCCCCAGGUUUUACUUUCUCAGUAAUGAUGAGUUGUUGGAGAUCCUGGCCAACUCUGAUAAUCCAAAUGCUGUACAGCCACAUUUGGGUAAAUGCUUUGGAAAUGUAAAAUCUCUGGAAAUAACUGGUGGAAUUGUACGGAAGAUGAUCUCAGAUGAAGGAGAAGAAAUAGAAAUGCCUAAAAAUCGUAUCAGAACAGGAAAUACUCCUCAGUGGCUGGUUAGUUUUGAGACAGUCAUGUUUGAAACUGUCAAAAAACAUUUAAAGAAAGGAAUAAGUGAUUGGGACAAUUCAGAUUUGUCCAAAUGGGUACUGGAACAUCCUGGACAAGUUGUCUUAACUGUGGUUCAAAUAAUGUUGAACAAAGAUGUAGUGAAAUGUUUUGAACAACCUAACCCAAUCACAGCCAUUACAGAGGUACAGAGUAAUCUUAUCAAAUCAUUAGAACAGCUAGCUGGUGUUGUGUCCCAGAAUAUCAAAGGCUUUCAGAGAAUGAGUAUAGAGGCUUUACUGACCAUCAACGUCCAUAACAGAGAUAUUCUUCACACCAUGAUAGUGGAUAAAGUUACCUCAAAGGAGGACUUUGAUUGGAAAAAACAACUGCGGUAUGAGUGGGAUGAACAAAGUAAUCACUGUCAAGUUCUACAAUCCAAUGCACAGUUUAAGUAUGGAUAUGAAUACCUUGGAUGUUCCCCACGUCUGGUUAUUACACAGCUAACAGACAGAUGUUACCUUACAUUGACUGGUGCUAUGCAUUUACAUCUGGGAGGAUCUCCAGCAGGUCCUGCUGGUACUGGCAAAACUGAAACUGUUAAAGAUUUAGCUAAGGCAAUGGGUAAAUUGUGUGUAGUAUUUAAUUGUUCAGAAGGACUUGAUUUUAAGACAUUAGGGAAGUUUUUCUCUGGAUUGGCACAGUCUGGAAGCUGGUGUUGUUUUGAUGAGUUUAAUCGUAUUGAUAUAGAGGUACUGUCUGUGGUCGCUCAACAGAUUCACACUAUAAAGGCUGCCAAGGAUGCUCAAGCUCCCAGAUUUAUAUUUGAAGGAAAGGACAUCAAAUUGGAUAUGAGUUGUGGAUACUUUAUUACAAUGAAUCCUACCUAUGCAGGACGUGUAGAAUUACCCGACAAUUUGAAGACCCUAUUUAGACAGGUUGCUAUGAUGGUACCAGACUAUGCACAGAUAGCAGAAAUCAUGCUUUUUUCAGAAGGAUUUAGAUCAGCUAAGCCUCUGUCCAGGAAGAUUGUACAGCUGUAUAACUUAGCCAGUAAACAAUUGUCACAACAAGAUCAUUAUGACUUUGGUAUGAGAGCCAUCAAAUCUGUUCUGGUUAUGGCUGGUCAUGGAAGGAGACACGCUCAACAUAAGGAGGAUCACAUGGACAAAGUGAUGACUGAGAAUGAAGAAUCUUACAUAUUGAUGCAUUCUUUACAAGAUGCUAAUAUACCUAAGUUCUUGGCUGAAGAUGUUCCAUUGUUCAAAAGUAUUUUAGAUGAUUUGUUCCCAGGAAUUACACCUCCAGACAGGGAUUAUGGUGUACUAGAAAGAGCAAUCAACAUGUCUAUUAGAGAUCAUGGAUUCCAGUCAUGGAGUAACCAAGUAGAUAAAGUAAAACAGUUCUAUAACCAGAUCAUGGUUAGACAUGGUAUCAUGUUAGUGGGGCCCACAGGAGGUGGUAAAACAACAAUCAGAAGUAUUCUACAGAAAGCAUUGGUACUUCUCCCAACUAUCACCCCAUCUGAUCAUGAAUUAAACAAGAAUAAAGGACAUUAUGUGCAUAACAGAUCUAAGAAAGGCCAUGUAGAAGUGUUUCAGGUGAAUCCUAAAUGUGUGACAUUGGGUGAAUUGUAUGGUGAGAUAGAUUCUAAUACUCUUGAAUGGCAUGAUGGAUUGAUAGGUUCAGCUACUCGUAAGUUCUCAUCAGAUCCAACACUACUUAAAACAGAAGAUGGUACAUCAACUAGACCUGUGUCUCGACUCACAGCAUUAUCUACACCUAAUCCACCAAAAGAAGGUGAAACAGAGAGUGAUAUGGAGGAAGAGAAGAAGGAACAGAAUUUACAUAUAGAAUGGAAAUGGUUGGUGUUAGACGGCCCUGUAGAUACUUUAUGGGUGGAGAAUCUCAACACAGUACUCGACGAUUCUAAAGUUCUCUGUCUGGCCAAUGGUCAGAGAAUUCAUCUGGCCUCUGGAAUGAGGUUGAUAUUUGAAGUGGACAAUCUGUCACAAGCCAGUCCUGCUACUAUCAGUAGAUGUGCUAUGGUGUACAUGGACCCAGUAGAUCUUGGAUGGCAGCCCUAUGUGAAAACAUGGCUUCAGAAGUUACCUAAAGAUAUGCCAGAGAGUGCAAAGAAGCAUCUAAUGGCAUUAUUUGAUUACACCAUAGAGAAAGGUCUGAAGUUUAAACAGAAGUAUAUAAGAUUUCAACCUAUUGAAGCUCCGACAUUAUCCACCAUUAUGACCUUGUGUAACAUCCUGACCGCCUACUUUGAUUUUAUGUUACAACAUGGAGGCUUUGGAAAUCCAGACAGGGAAGAAGAAAAGGUUGAAAGUGACCUUAGAACUGAAAGUAGAGGUUCAAGUAGAAGCUCCUCUAGAUCUAAGCUCAGAGGAUCAAGGAAACGAGCCCAAAAACCUGCUAGUGUUCCUAGUAUAACAAAGGAAAGCAGUCAAACCACUUCAAAGACUGGCAGUGUUUAUUCUUCGGGGUACAGCUCAGAACCAGACCCAGAGUCAGACAGAGUAUUAUAUCUCAUGAAGAAUCCCAGCCAGUUUUUAAAUGUACUUGGCAAACUUUAUGUCUUUGCCUACACAUGGAGUAUUGGAGGAAACUUCCAUCGACAGGAAGAUGUUGAUGAGGACGAUAAUGUUAACAGACGUGGACAAGAUAAAGUAGAGAAGGAUAUCAACAUCUGUAAUGAGUUUGAUAACUUCAUGAGAGAACUGUUUGAAGUGGAACCUCCACUAGGUGUAAGACUACCAACAGGAAACAGAAGUAUCUAUGGUUACUUUAUUGACAUGGAAUCUGGUAACUUUGUUCCUUGGGAUACACUGGUACCUACCACUAGGUGGUUAAUAGAGAGAGGAGCCAUCAUUACUAUAGGGGAGACAAUGGGGGUAUCCUCAGGUCAGAAGAAGAAGAGAGAAGAACAGGAGAUUACACCAACAGUAGAUAUCGUCAGGUUCUCCUUCCUGUCAGGGUUAUUGCUCCUGAAUAGACGAGCUGUGUUAUUGACAGGUGAUUCUGGAGUUGGUAAAUCAGCCUUAAUAAACUACAUGUUGGGAAAACUAUCACAAGAUGGUGGUACAACAACCAAAAGUAAUACAAUCCUGGGCAGUGUCCUAAAUUACUCCUCUAAACAUUCCUCUUUACUGGAUAACAUUGCUAGCCUCACUAAGUUUGGAGAAGAAGAGGAAGGUCAAGAUUUAAAUGUCCUUAUGGGAUCCUCUAAACCCAAAGCAUCAACUGGUAUCCUGUAUUCUAUGAUACAAUGCAGUGCUCAGACAACAUCAGCCAGGUUACAGGACAAUAUUAUGUUGAAGCUGAUGAAAAAGGGCAAGGACACACUUGGGGCUCCCAGAGGGAGGAAGAAGUUUGUGUUUGUUGAUGAUCUCAAUAUGCCAGCUCCAGAGGAAUAUGGAGCUCAACCUCCUCUAGAACUUCUGAGACAGUUCUUGGAAUCAGGUGGAUUCUAUGAUACAAAGAGCCUCACAUGGAAGACAAUAUUUGAUGUAACUGUUGUGGCUGCUUGUGGCCCUCCAGGUGGUGGUAGAAAUCCCAUCAGUCCAAGGCUUCUCAAGAACUUCUGUAUAUUUGCUAUGCCUUUACCAUCUACAAGAUCUCUACAACAUAUCUACCAAGUCCAGUUGGGGAGAUUCUUCCAGGAGGGAGAAUUUGCUUCAGAAGUAAAGGAACAGUUACUUCCCUUGGUGUCAGCCAGCAUAGCUGUAUACUAUAGGAUGGGAAAUAACAUGCUCCCCACACCAGCCAAAUCACAUUAUACAUUUAAUUUGAGGGAUUUGUCCAAGGUUAUACAAGGAUUAUUGCAAGCCCAUGAGUCUGUUAUCGUCAGCAAAGACAAUAUUGCAGGGUUAUUUGCUCAUGAGGUGACCAGAGUUUUCCACGACAGGCUGAUUUGUCCAGAGGAUAGAGUUAUGUUUUACCAGUUCUUGUCAGACAAUCUUCAUGAUUAUUUCAAGGUAAAAUGGACACCAGAACAACUGAUGUCAGAACAGAUUUUGUUUGGAGAUUUCUUUGAUGUUAGUGACAAGGCUUCUGCACGUGUGUACAGACCCAUCAGCGAUAGAAAGAAGUUACGUCAAGUUCUGGAGGAAUACUACAUGAGAAUGAGCUUUGGAAACACAAAGAAGGGUCAGGACAAUACUUUAGCUAAAGAAGCAAGUCAAAUGGUGUUCUUCAAGGAUGCAGUAGAACAUGUCACAAGAGCUGCAAGAGUGUUCCGACAACCUGGUGGUCAUAUGAUUCUCGUUGGUUUGGAUGGAACAGGAAAGUCAACAGUAGUACAGCUAGCUAGUCAUAUUGCUGGAUCUGAGUUAUUCAAACUGUCUUUACACAGAGGAUAUGGUAUAACAGAGUUUAGAGAUGAUCUGAAGCAAGUGUUUAAGCUUAGUGGAGUUAAAGGACUGACCAUUGUGUUUCUACUAACAGAUGCUGAUAUUGUUAAAGAAUCUUUCUUGGAAGAUAUCAACUGUAUCCUGAAUUCUGGAGAAGUACCAGAUCUGUUUGAUGCAGAAGAACUAGAUGCUAUCAGAAUGGAACUUAGACAAGCAGCAUCACAGGCAGACAUACCAGACACUAAAGAUUCUGUAUAUCAGUUCUUUACCGGUCGUGUCACACGUAACCUUCACAUUGUAUUGACACUCAGCCCUGCUGGGGGUAAGUUCCGUCAGAGAUGUCGAAUGAACCCAGCAUUUGUUAAUUGUUGUACCAUUGAUUGGUAUGAUGAAUGGGAAGAGGAAGCCAUGUUGAGUGUGGCAGAAGUUUUCUUUGAGAAUGCAGAGUUUAUAGCUGAUGAAAGUUAUGACUUGAAGAUUCUUAAAGAAAGAGUUGGAAGAGUUUGUGUAGAUAUCCAUAACACUAUUGGUACAGCUGCUCUUAAAUACUGGGAUGAGAUGAGACGACAUUACUACGCAACUCCUAGUAGUUAUAUGGAGUUCAUCAGGCUUUACUCCAAGAUGUUGAGAGAAAAUAAACAGUCCUUCAUUAAUAACAAAGAGAGAUUAGAGAAUGGUCUAUCAAAACUAUCAGAAGCUAAUGAUCUAGUGGGAACUUACCAAGAAAGACUCAAAACACUUGGACCUCAGAUUGAAGAAAAACAGAGGGAUACUGAGGUAUUGUUAGAACAAUUACAGAAAGAUCAGGAUGCUGUAGAACAAGUCCAGGAGAUAGUCAGACAAGAGGAGGAGAUCAUGAAACGAGAGACAGAAAUUGUACAGGAAUAUGCUGAGGAAUGUGAGCGAGAUUUAGCAACAGUAUUACCAGCUUUAGAUAAAGCAGAAGAGGCCUUGAAAUCACUAGAUAAAUCUGAUGUCAGAGUUGUCAGGACAUAUGCCAAUCCACCAGAAUUGGUAAAGAGUGUUUUGAGAGCUGUAUGUGUGUUGUUCCAGAAGAAAGAUGAUUGGGCUGCUGCUAAACAAAUGGUUAAAGAACCAGACUUUCUUAAAAAUUUACUGACACUUGACAAAGACACAUUACCAGGGAGAGUGUUCCACAAACUGAAGAAAUAUUCCAAACAUGAGGACUUUAAUCCAAUCACAGUAGGACAGAACUCUGGACCAUGUGAAUCUAUCUGUCUGUGGGUUCUGGCAUUGGAACAUUAUUAUGAAGUCAACAAGAUGGUAAAACCUAAACAGAAACGUGUUGAAGAAGCAAAAGAAGCACUUAAACUUGCAGAAGGAAGUCUGGCACAAAAACAAGCUAGUCUUACGAAGAUUCAGCAGCAUUUGAACAUGUUACAAGACAGAUAUACAGAAAGUGUCAAUCAGAGAGAAUCAUUAAAACAAGAGAAGAUAACUACUGGACUAAGAUUACAGAGAGCUGCAGUGCUCAUAGAUGCCCUGGCUAAUGAAAAGGUCAGAUGGCAGGAAUCAGUGAAGACAUUAGAACUAAAGUUACAAGGCCUAGUAGGAGAUACAUUAGUGGCUGCUGCUUCUGUAGCUUACAUAGGACCAUAUACAGCUAAAUACAGGAAGGAUCUACUGGUGUCCUGGGUAGACAUGUCUAAAUCUGCUCAGAUACCAAUCACAGACAAGUUUGAUCUAGUCAAAAGUACUGUAGAUGCUCAUCAGGUUUUGAAGUGGCAGAAUGAGGGAUUGCCUCAUGACAGCCACUCUACAGAGAAUGCUUUAAUAGUGAAGAAGGCUCAGAAAUUUCCCUUGUUCAUUGAUCCACAAGGACAAGCUUUCAACUAUAUAAAGGAAAUGGAAGGAGCAGGAUUAAAAAUAGUGGCAGCAUCAGAUCCUAAUUAUAUGAGAACAUUAGAGAGUGCCAUCAGAGUUGGAGAGGCUAUGUUACUGAAGGAAGUAACAGAAUCUCUAGAUCCAGCUCUCAGACCUGUACUUCUAAGAGAAACAUUUACUAGAGGUGGACACACAGUCAUCAAACUUGGAGAUACAGAGAUAGAAUUUAAUGAUAAUUUUAGGUUGUACAUGACAACAUCUAUGUCCAACCCACAUUACCUACCUGCUGUGUAUAUACAAGUUAAUAUCAUCAACUUUACAGUGACAUUUGAGGGUCUACAGGAACAGCUUUUAUCUGCAGUUGUUAGACAGGAAAAACCUCAGCUUGAAAACCAAAGAAGUGAACUUUUAGAAAGUAUAGCUGCAGAUUUGCAAUUUUUGAGAGAUUUAGAGGAUAAAUCAUUAAGUUUACUGCAAAAAACAGAAGGUCAUAUUCUUGAUGAUCAGGAUUUGGUCGAUACUCUACAGAAGAGUAAAGGAAUGGCAGAAGCAAUGUACAAAAGAAUUCAAAAGUCAGAAGACACUGAGAAAAAACUCAGUGUGGCAAGACAGAAAUAUUUACCUGUAGCUACUAGAGGAGCCACAUUAUACUUUGUAUUAGCUGAUUUAUCUGGUAUUGAUGUUAUGUACCAGUUCUCUCUGGAAUGGUUCCAGCAGGACAUGUUUAUUUCCUGUAUAACCAAUCAGAAUGUAGCUGCCAUGAAGGAGAUGGAGAGGAAAUCCAGUAUAAGUCCUCAUCUGACUGGAGUAAUUAGACCAGAUAGUCGACAGAGUGUAACCAGAGUUAGCAUGGACAACAAAGCCAGCAUUGAGUUGUUUGGAAAAUUAAGGGAAUCUAUGCCAUCUGUUAACACUGAUGAUCCUGCUGAGCUUAAAAAACAUAUGUUAGAUAUGAUAAAUAGACUUACAUCCAGUAUCUACAGAGUGGUUUCAGUGGCACUAUUUGCCAGACAUCAGUUGACAUUUUCCUUCAUGUUAUGCUCUAGCAUAAUGAGAGCUAAUGCCAAGUAUGCAGAUAUUGCUGAGCUGGGCAAAAUUGAGGAUGUGGAAUGGCAGGUUUUCCUUCAAGGAAAUAUCAUGGCUAAAAUGAUGGAUGAAAAAUCACUAGAGGAACAUGAUGGACUAACUGCAAUGGAAAGAUUAGAAGCCCAGAACGGAGGAGAUAAAACAAAGCAGAAAAGUCCUCCUAAGUGGAUAUCUGAGGCUAUGUGGCAGCAAUGUCAACACUUAGAGGCUACAUUACCUGACAUGGAUAAACUUUGCCGUAGUAUUAUGUCUAAUAGUACACAGUGGAAUACUUUUUACAAGUUGGAAAAUACUUAUAAUUUGAUGACUGAACCAUUUAAAAAUCCGAAAGGUGAAGUGACAGAACAUGGUAUUGUGUUCCCAUGGGAACAACUGACUGGUUUCCAAAGACUGUUAAUAAUCAAGGUUCUAAGGCCAGGACAGUUAGUGGAAUCAGCUCAGAAGUUUGUUGAGGAUCAGAUGAGCAGCAGUUAUCUGUCCACUGGAUCAUUUGAUCUGAAAGAAAUAUAUGAUGAGUCAUCGUCAAAAACUCCACUGAUCUUUAUACUUUCACCAGGUACUGAUCCUGCCAGUCAAUUAAUCAGAUUUGCCAAAGAAGAGAGAGGUAGUACUGUACAUUUAGAUAUGAUAUCUCUUGGUCGAGGUCAAGGUCCUAAGGCUGAAGAACUGAUUAAUAAGGCCAAGAUACUGAAAGGAAGAUGGGUGUUCUUACAGAAUUGUCAUCUAGCUUCAUCAUGGAUGCCAAGGCUCCAGGCUAUUGUAGAAAAAUUCAAUGCCUCUACAGAAGAAGUAGAUAAACAGUUUAGACUAUGGUUAAGUUCUAAUCCAGAUCCUUGUUUCCCUAUAUCUAUACUACAAACUGGCAUGAAGAUGACAGUAGAGCCACCUCAGGGUCUAAAAGCCAACAUGUUGAGGGCUUUUGGUGGGUCUGGUACUGGUGUUGUUACAGAGAAGAUGUAUGAAGAUGUAGGACCAGGACCAGCCUGGCCCAAACUUCUCUUUGGUCUAUGUCUAUUUAACAGUGUCAUACAUGAAAGAAGAAAGUAUGGCCGACUUGGAUGGAAUAUUGUCUAUGGAUUUAAUGAUUCUGAUUUAGAGGUGUCAAUGCUGCAGUUAUCUAACUUGUUAACAGAACAUCCUAAUGUUCCAUGGAAAGCCUUGACCUACCUAACAGGGGAGGUAACCUAUGGUGGUCGUGUCACAGAUGAAUGGGAUAGAAGAUGUUUACAUGCUCUACUGGGAAGAUUCUUCUGUCCUAGUGCUCUGUCUGAUGAUUAUAGUUAUUCGCCUGAUGGGAUUUAUCGGCCAUUGAAGACGAACUGUGCAUUCCCUCAGAUUGUUACAUACUUAGAGACAUUACCUAGCUAUGAUUCCCCAGAAGUGUUUGGUAUGACAGAGAAUGCAGAGAGAGCCUGUCGAAUCUUACAGGCAGAUGAUAUGAUAGAAACAAUUGUCAGUGUUCAGCCAAGGCUGUCUCUAGAUAUUAUGGGGAGUGAUAAGAGUAAUGACCAGAUAGUACUGGAGAUUUCUGAGAACAUAAUGAAGGAAUUACCUGAGUCCAUUGAAGCAUUUAUUUGUGAUGAAGAUGCUAAUCCAAUGAUUCACCAGAACGUUCCCAGACCAACACUCAAAAAUAUCUUGUUUAAAGAAAUACCAGAAAUGAAGGACAAGGAUAAAGCAAAGAUUGUACAGGACUGUAUAGAAUCUGUGGUAGGAAAUUCAGCAUUGUUGACAGUACUCCGGCAGGAAGUGGAUAGAUUUAAUAAUUUGUUAUCACUCAUACAUACAUCAUUAAAGGAACUUCUGAAAGCAGUCAGAGGGGAGAUAAUCAUGUCUGAUGCAUUAGAAGAGGCCUACAGUGCUUUCUUGGCACAGAGAGUUCCUCAGAGAUGGAAGAAUGCUGCCUAUGAAUCGUGUAAACCCCUUGGCUCCUGGAUUUAUGAUCUGAAACUAAGAGUAGAUUUCUUUGCCAUGUGGGCAGAAUUGAUUAUUACCAAUACAGAGAAGUUAAUCAAACAAGCAGUAUCUACAAAAGGUGCCCCAGAAGUAGAGGGAGAAGAUUUAAUGAGGAAUUUACCAAGAGCUUUCUGGUUGUCAGGGUUCUUCUUCCCUCAAGGGUUCUUAACUGGAGUUUUACAGAACCAUGCCAGGAAGGUUGGAAUAUCUGUUGACUCUUUAGUCUUCAACUUUGAAGUACUGACUGCUAAGACUGACACUGAAGACAGUCUGGGUGACCUAAAGCAGAAAUUGUCCAUUAGAGAAGUAGCUUUCACUGGUAAACCACACACAGAUGAUGGUAUUGUAAUAUUUGGACUGUAUCUAGAUGGAGCCAGAUGGGAUCCUAAAACAGAAUGUUUACAAGAUUCAUUACCAGGAUUUAGAUUUGCACAUUUACCUGAGAUAUUAUUCCAACCAGUACAGACAACAACGGCAAUAGAGCCAGACGAUGAAAAAGAAGAAAACAAUGAAGAAAACUCUCAUGUGUAUGAAUGUCCUCUAUACAGAACUUCUGCCAGGGCAGGGACAUUGUCUUCUACAGGGCAUUCUACAAACUUUGUUACUGCUGUUACCCUACCCUCUGAACAGCCAUCCAGAUUUUGGGUAAUGAGGGGUGUGGCUUUACUAUGUCAGCUAGAUGAAUAAAAAUUUACUGUGAUGCUAACUAGACAUAUUAAAAAUUACGGAAGCUUUGACUCUCUACUUGAUAGUCAAUUGUAUUAUGAAAUGUAGCAUUUCAAAAACACUACUGCUGAAUAUUUAUAAGUG
This is a messenger RNA of Mytilus trossulus (common blue mussel), 15247 nucleotides long. Its product is annotated as dynein axonemal heavy chain 6-like. Gene Ontology annotation, cellular component: dynein complex. Gene Ontology annotation, molecular function: ATP hydrolysis activity; dynein intermediate chain binding; dynein light intermediate chain binding. The transcript has 85 exons. The record is from RefSeq and is a predicted model, not a curated record. Gene Ontology annotation, biological process: microtubule-based movement. Lineage: Eukaryota; Metazoa; Mollusca; Bivalvia; Mytilida; Mytilidae. Bases 143 to 15124 code for a protein of 4993 amino acids.